Anopheles arabiensis is the source of this 1917-nucleotide messenger RNA. Its product is annotated as NEDD8-conjugating enzyme UBE2F-like. The transcript has 3 exons. Lineage: Eukaryota; Metazoa; Arthropoda; Insecta; Diptera; Culicidae. The coding region runs from base 498 to 1112 and encodes 204 amino acids. The record is from RefSeq and is a predicted model, not a curated record.
AGUCGGCCACCUGUCAGUUGUGUUUGUGGGGCGAGCUGGGAGCUGGGAAAGUUUGUUACGACGGAAGAAGGAAAACAUUCACCCUUCGAACGUAAAGAAACCCAAAGUCUGGAAAUAUUUACAGCGUAAAUUACACACACACACACACACAGGACGACGACCGCACAAUCUCUGUUUCUCUGUGGUGUACAGGCAUUUUACCCCGUUUUACCCGCACACAAAUUAAGACGAUGCUCAGCUGAAGUGUAUCCUCGGUGAAGACGCAGCAGAAAGCACCAGAGUUCGAGGACGGACGGAAGACGGAGCAGUGCAGCGCGCAGUGUUUUGAAUUGAUUCCGUGCAAUACAUUCGUCUUGUCUUUGAGCUUACCCCGUGCACGGAUGUGACUCAUCGUGUUCCGGUUGGCGAACUGCUCCCCGAUCAAGAAGCAAAGAAGGUUGUCUGCUUAUCUAGCCCGCACAGGCAAGCACAACACGCAAACACAGAAACACUCGACCAUGAUCACGCUAGCCCGCAAGAAGAAAGAGUCGGGCAGUGGCGGCGGUGGAGGUGGCGGAAACGGAGGAUCCACCACCGGAAGCACUGCUGGUGGCGGUGGCGCUGGCGGUGGUGGUCCGCUGUCCGAUGCGCCGAAGCGGAUAUCCAUCCGGGAGUUUCUGCUCGUGAAGGAGGUGCAGGAGCUGGAACAGAACCUGCCGAUCACCUGCAAGGUGACGUUCCACGAUCCGAACGUGCUGAGCGAGUUCACGCUAGUCAUCAGUCCGAACGAAGGGUUUUGGUGCGGGGGUCGCUUCAAGUUUAGCAUUCUCGUGCCGGAAGAGUACAACAUGGCGCCACCGAAGGUGAAGUGUCUUACCAAGCUGUGGCACCCGAACAUAUCCGUCGAGGGAGACAUCUGCCUUUCGCUGCUCCGGUUGAACUCGAUCGACGGGCUCGGGUGGGCACCGACCCGCCGGCUCAAGGAUGUCAUCUGGGGUCUCAACUCACUCUUCACCGACCUGCUAAACUUUGACGACCCGCUCAACAUCGAAGCGGCGGAACAGUAUUCCAAAGACAAGGAGCGCUUCCAGGCGAAGGUGCGCGAGUACGUGUCCGCAUACGCGAGAAGAUAAUAAUUCAAGACUUCCUCCACCACCAUCAUCACCCUUCCCUUUUCCAUUCCCUUUCCCUUCCCUCCCCAAGAGACUGUAAACACCCUCCUGCCGAUCCUGCCUCCGGACUCCGGGCCCUUUUUUGGGGGAGCAGAGACGAAAGAGAGAGGGAUAUAGAGAGAGAAGUGGGAUAAAAACAGGAAGAUUCGCCCUCCCACGAACCGUAGAGGAUUGCCACACCUACACACAAGCAUUAAUAUAUACCCCUUUCUCACAUAAGUACACACAUAUAGUCAAAGCAGAAGCAUGUAAAGCAUAACUUAAUGCAUAAUCCCAUUACAAACACAGAAACGUCCAAAGGACGAUCCAUUUUAGAGCUUAGAAAGGGCACGAACAUUUGUUUCAAAGUGUAAUUAUACAGUAAUAGCUAAUAAUAAUAGUAGAAGAACACAUAUUUAACCGAUUUGCUCAACCACACUCACAACAAAAAGUCUUCUAGAAAACGCAAAAGAUACGCAAUUUUAUUACUUUUAUCGUUUUUCCAGCAUCAAGCAAUGAAAUGAUACAAUUCACGGUAUGAAAGAAGAGCAUUCUUCCCGUAUCGUCGUUACGUUGUCUCUCUCUCUCUCUCAAAUCUCUCUCUACAUCUCUCUCUCUCUCACUUCCCCCAUUAGAAAAAAGGGCAACUGAUUCAGAAUUGUAAUUAUAUAAUGAUGCCGGUAAUACUGAUAAUCGAAUUUCGCAUGUAAGUUUAGCAAUGUCUAGUAAAUAAAAGGAAACGUUUAAACAACGCUGUGACUCUGAGGAAACGAAACGAAACACGAAA